AUGUCACGUUCGAUAGCAGUGCAACGUCUGAGCGAUGUUGAGAAAAAUACGCUGAUCGAAAUCGUCAGAAGCUAUCCAGCCAUAUGGGACUACAUGGACGAGCAGUACAAGAAUAAUAGCGUGAAACGCCUGUGUUGGAUGAAUGUCUCCAUUGAUAUGGCCCAGCAUUUUGGCCGGGAUUAUGAUGAUGAAUUGUUGCAAAGGAUCUACCGAAAUCUGAAAGAUGUUUAUCAGAGAAAAAGAAAGGAGAGGAACUCAAGCGACGAAGUUUGCGAAUCGCACCGAACUUACUCGUGGCCCUUCUACUCGACUUUCGCCUACCUAGGCGCUGCGAUGACGAGAAAAAAAGCUGAAAUGGAAAGUUGCCAUGAGUCAUGCGAAGUUAAGGCCGAAGAACAGGAAUGCGACGAGGCUGAGGAGGACAAUAUCGAGGAUACGUAUUCGAAUUCCGAGUCCCCGCAAACGAGUGCAUCGACACGUGCAAAAAUCGAUAACACUGUGAAUGGGAGAGAAAGUCCAAGUUGGCACAGGAAGAGGAAACACCCAGACGAUGUGGAAAUGAUGAAAAAACUUCUGCAGAAACGAUGCGAAAGACUUGAUCGCUAUGAUGCCUUAGGUAAUCUUCUCGCCGUCCACUUGAAAGAACUGGACCAAAUGGAUCCGUUGUUGGCCGAAGAAUUUCUACUAAAAGCAAACUCGCUUCAAUACGACGUAGCAGCAAAAAUACUGGAAUUGAAACGUCGUAAAGCACAAUCCUCAUAA
This is a messenger RNA of Ostertagia ostertagi, 762 nucleotides long. The record is from the annotation of a GenBank genome assembly. NCBI's taxonomy places the organism in Eukaryota, Metazoa, Nematoda, Chromadorea, Rhabditida, Trichostrongylidae.